This is a messenger RNA of Pieris rapae (cabbage white), 5097 nucleotides long. RefSeq names its product fasciclin-3 (gene Fas3). Gene Ontology annotation, molecular function: cell adhesion molecule binding. The transcript is spliced from 11 exons. The coding region runs from base 308 to 1588 and encodes 426 amino acids. The record is from RefSeq and is a predicted model, not a curated record. NCBI's taxonomy places the organism in Eukaryota, Metazoa, Arthropoda, Insecta, Lepidoptera, Pieridae. Gene Ontology annotation, biological process: cell-cell adhesion. Gene Ontology annotation, cellular component: cell-cell junction.
CGGUAACGUUCGCGGUAGGUGUUCGUGCUGUUUGUCAUCAACCCAAACUACUUUUACGUGUCCGUUUAAAAACCGGUUUGAAAGUGCUCCGAGGUGUGGCACCGCAUUCAACCGUAAAAUACUGUUUUCAAAGUUGAAAACUUAGUGAAAAAGUGCUUUAGUGAGUCAUUGCCGGCCGAAUAACGUUUUUAUCAGAAAGCGACCAGCCAGUUCGAAACUAGUUUAAGGAUAAAAAAACAAAAACCCUCUGGACCGCAUCUAGUAAUGCUUGUGAGUUUAUCUGUGCAACAUUGAAGUUUGUUACAAGAUGGCUGUGUUUCCCGCGUUUUUCGGAUUGGUCCUAGUCUCACUAGUGACAGGUCAAACUGUUGAAAUAACCCCACGAGAGGCGGUGAGAAGAGUGGGGGAUGACCUCACAGUACUCUGCAAAGUCUCCUACCCAAUUGACUCUUGUCGGAUGACAGUGGGUUCGACGCCCUAUAGAUUGAUACCAAGUCAACAGGAUGAAGAAGUCGUCUACUCAGGGCAGGGUUUGCAGUUCGGCGAAUGUGGUGCUCACAUUAAGCACAUAAAAGAAGAAUGGAAUGGCAAUAUUUCCUGUAUGCUGCCGCCGCCGAGUGGAAGUAUUGAAGUUACUGGUACCAUGCGACUUGUUGUUGCAAAGCCACCAGCCAACCCUCAACUCAUAUCACCCCCGCAGUCCAACUUCAAGGAGGGUGACAUCUUCAUGGCCCAAUGUAUUGUACCAAAUGGACGACCCGUUGCUAAAAUCACGUGGUUUCUGGACGAUGACCAAUUCCUCACAGGCGUCCACCAGCCAAUAAUCACCUCCGAGCCAGGCAUCGACUUGGAGACCAUCAGCCAGAAUAUCACUAAGGAACUGUCAGCUGACGAUAAUGGCAAACGGCUGGUCUGCAGAGCUGAACACGAAGCUUUAGAUAGUCCUAGAGAGGCUGCGAGACAGCUCGUCGUUUAUUACCCACCGAAGCGCACAGAGGCCGGUCAAAUCACAAUAUUUGGCUUGAAAAUUGGUUCCGAAGGACGUUUGAAUGUGACUGUGAGGUCUAAUCCACCUCCCGAAGCUCAGUGGACCGUUGGAGAGUUGGUGUUAGCUGCUCCUCAAAAGAAUGAAGACUCAUCCAUAACCGCCUUGGAACCUGUGCACUUGGGUGGUGGGUACUACAACGUAACAUUAGUACUGACAGCGGUGGCUAAAGAAGACGUCGAUAGAACAUACUACCUUAGAGUUACCAAUGAUUUGGGAAGAGAGGAAUUCGCCCUACGACUGAGUACCAUGGAUGAGCCUGCAGGUGUCCAACUAAGUCCUGGUGCAAUUGCGGGUAUCGUAGUGGCGAUUUUGCUUCUUAUUAUACUGGUAUCACUGACUGUAUUCGCUAAGGCUACAGACCGGUGGUGUUUCGCAGGGCGGUCUCACCGCACCGACAUACCGGACGGGGCUGAUUCUGAGGCACCCCUCCCCCCACACGAUGACAUCAAGGGCUCGGAGAAUCCAACCCACGAGCAUGGAGACUUCAUCAGUAACGGAGACACAAAACACCCAGAAAAGAAACCAGAUACCGCGGUCUAAGCUUGUAAGUCGGAGCUGUCACUGUUACAAUGACAGGACGUUUACGCCAUGACACUUGACAUGUCUUCUGAAUUUAAUAUCUUAAAACUAGCUUUGACGUUUUAUCAACUUUACAGUAGCAUAAAUAAAUAAACAUACUUGUAUCCCAGUAGAUUUUCCUCUUAUAAAUCGUUAAAACAUCUAUAAUAGUUGUUCUUUUGUUCAUCUGAAUUUAUUGAUGUUGGUUAACAUUGAUAGAAUAUACGAGUCUUAGUGAAAUAAUCAAACCAGUUAUGUAUCAAUCCAGCACCUACUUCAUAAAAUGUGCCAAACAUUAUUGUAAAACAACGAAACAAUUUGUUUUUGAUAUGCUAUUAAUGACUUGGCUAUUGUUUGUGACGAGCUUUAGGGGCUGAUCGAUGCCAUUAUAAUCAAUGUCAAAUCUCAUAUUAUUGUAAUUUUUAAACGUCAUGACAAUUGACUAUAUAGUACAUAAAACAUGUAUAGUUACUUAAUAUCGAAAUUAUUAUCUUAAAGUUAAUUUUAUUGACAUUUUAGAUGUAUGUUAAAUCUCUUGAAUUAUAUAAAAAAAAUAAAGAUUAAAAAUAAUAUUGACUGGAUAUAUUUCCAAUACUUGUGAAUCGUUUAAGGUUAAAAUGUUAAAUAUGACAGGACAGUAAUUAUUUUACCUUUAAGUCAAUCUUUUCCAGAGAGUCUUUCAUCUCAAUAUUUCAGUCCUUUCAUAUAGCGUAUUUUACAAUUUUUAUAGUACCUAGAAAUAAUGCCAAGAACUUACAUGACCCGGUGGUAAGAGAAAUUGGGAUAUUACUAAUGCUUUGUGAAUGACACCAGCCCACUGCCCAUGGGUCUUAUAAGUUUAUUACACUAUAAUUGAAAAUGUGAUAGUUACGAAUAUCAUGUUUGAAAAGUGGAUUUUUACUUUUAAUUGCUCAGUGAUUAAAAUAGACCAUAGUUAAUAAGAUAUUGGAUGAUGUGUUAAAGAUAUUAAUCUUUUUCUUAUACAAUACAAUCACAUUUCAAUAUCAUGCUUUCUUUUUUUUUGAAUAUUUCAUACAUACAUGGUUUAAUCUCAAGUUUGUAUUAUUUUAAGAAGAAUGAAGGUAGUUCCAAAACGUGACUAACAACUUUUUUUCUUUGACCGUAGACAAAACAAUUUUUUUUUUACUUUGACCUGAACCUAAGUUGUAAUAAUAUUAAUUCUUCGUAUUUCCAUAAAAUAUUAACCGUAAGGAAAAUACUUUUUCAGUUUUGACCUAACCUAACCCAACGGAUCGUAACUUUGAUAUCUUGAUUAUGUCUUACUGUUUAAUACAUCAUAAACCUAACAAACACAAUUUUAAAUAUUCCUCUAAAAAUACAAAAGAUGAUAGUAUAUAUGAUAGUGUAUAAUGUCCACGUUUAAAUAACUAUCACCUACGUAGCCAGCGCGUGUCAAUAAUCAACAAAUUCAUUUCAUUUGCACUGGUGUUUUUGCUUACGUUGCACUGUUCAAAGCUUAGCCCACAAAUAUUAUUAAAUUAAACAAUAUCUUUGGUUACAGGGUAACCUGGGCUGACAUCGUAUUUCGAAAAAUAAAUUGGUGAAUCUCUGCAUUUUUAAUACUAGCAACACUGUAGGAAUUCAUACUGCAUUUAACGUCAUAUUAUAAAUUAAAAACAAAACGUUCUUUUUGAGAAAUCGUAACACCCGUCACUACAUUUACGUGUGCACUUAACGGCGUUAAGUCCAAUAUAAUAUACUAGAUACGUAAUAUUUAUUACUAAGUACACGCUUAAUUAUAAAACAGUAGAAGUAAAUUAGUAUUGACCUCAAAUUUAUUUUAAUAUGAACUAAUUAAAAUUUUAAAUUAAUGACGUCAAAUGUAAGAAAUACGCCAGAUGUUUUUCUCUUUUAAUUGCCUUUUAAAAUGUGUGUUUGUUAGUUUUUCUAUGUAUAAGUAUAUCUACUAACAUGAAUGUAAUUAAUUACAAGGCCUAUAUUUUUAUUCCCCUAUUCAUGUGCUAUGAGCCAUUACAAUCAAUGUUUUGUGCUUAUCUAUCUCUUUUAACGUGUAGAAACGGCGGUUUGGAUUAAGUAAAAUCUUUGCAUUUUUUGAUCAAUUAGUGAAAUAUAAAAAAUUGUUGUUAUCUGUAAAACGAUCCAUGAAUGUUGACAAUUUGACAAGUGCAAGGCUAUGCGAUAUUUGAAAUAUAGGCUUUCUAAAUUAUAUUUAUAGAACGUAUGACGAAUCUCAUUGAAGUUGUGAACUUAACGAACUAUAGUUUAUAAUAGCUUUUAUAAUUAUAAUAAAUAUGAUUAAAAUUUUGUAUAACAAAUCAACUAAAUAAUACUGGACUAAACCAAACUAUCUUGUGAUAGUAGGUGUCUGAUGACAUUUGACACAAGACAAGACAAUUGCCUGAUUCUUUUAUAUUUGGAAGAUUUAUACAGUAUCUUUAACUCUAUGGACUUUUAAUAUGAAUUAGUAAGUUUUGAUUCACGCCGUACGCCUUGUGUUAAACAAGACUUUGACAGGCAUACACAAAUUUUCGUUGAUGAAUCAUGUUGUAUACCGUGUAUUUACGUAUUACAGUUAAGUCUUUUAUUAUAAGUUUACCGACCGUACAUAAGAAAACUAUAUAUAGUUAUGUAGAAUAGGUUUGCGGUAUAUGAAUACACAUUAACAACAACUUGGGUUUGUUACGAACGAAUUCUAUUACAAUAAUUUUGUAACUGACUGCGAGAUUUUGCCAAGUUUUUUACUUGCAUUUAAGAUUACGAAAACCCCUUUGUGUAACCUUAUACUUAAUAAUAUCUCUCUAUCAUUAUAUAUUCAGCAAUAUUGUGCGGUCGGUAAUGUGUUCUUUCCAAUAUUAUAUUUUGUAUAUAUUAUGUAAUAGUAUUGAAAUAAGCCUACUUAAAUUAAUUUUAAGAUUAGCUUUUUUGUAUUUUUGAAAUAUUUACCGAUUUUACAUUUUUACAGCUGCUCAGCAAAAUGGCAUAAAGACUAGACUAAACAUAAUAGUAGCUCGAGAAGUUUCCCCCGAGAUGUGUUCUUUAUCUUAUCUUUUAAUUAGACAGUACUUGCAACUGUAAAUUGUCUAAAAUAGUUCAUAUCUGACGCGCAAUUUGCCGAAAAGCUCUGACAAUCAUAAUACUAUCAUUAUUUAGCAUUCCAAUGAGAGGGAUAGUCACAUCAUCACUCUCUUUCUUGACUCGAAUAGUAACCUAAGUGUCUCAGUCUUUUCUCUAUGCUGUGUUCUCAUAGACAUUGUAAAGUCGCGUACUUAAGUUUUGUAAAGAUUUAUACUUAUUAAAUUAAGUCACCGUUGUAAGUUUAUUUAUAACACGUUUACAAAAGCACUGCCAUUUUACAAAACCAAAAAUGUAAUAAUUCCAAUAUUGCCAUACGAACAUCACAUUUUGCAAUUUUAAAUGUUUUUAUAAAAUAAAUUUCUAAAACAAAUUUUAAUGAAUUAACGUGUAUAGAACAGUAUGUUAUCCAUUAAAGUAUUUAUUAAAUAAGAAAA